Molecule: messenger RNA, 369 nt
Organism: Penicillium olsonii
Lineage: Eukaryota; Fungi; Ascomycota; Eurotiomycetes; Eurotiales; Aspergillaceae
Source: the annotation of a GenBank genome assembly
AUGUCUAGCCAAAAGCAAAUCGACCCCAAGAAGCAACAGGCCCUCGACACAGAGCUUCAGCUCCAGUACACGAACUUCAAGAACACCCUCCAACAGUUAGCAACCAAGAUUGGCGAAAUCGAACAGGAACAAGAGGAGCACAAGCUCGUUAUUCAAACAUUGGACCCCCUCGAGGCGGACCGCAAAUGUUUCCGCAUGGUGAACGGCGUUCUCGUUGAGCGCACCAUCAAGGACGUUCUUCCCACACUCAAGACCAACGAAGACGGGCUGAAGCAAGUGAUUGAGGACAUGCUGAAACAAUACAAGACAAAGCAGAAUGAGUUGGAUAACUGGAAGAAAAAGAACAACAUCCAAGUUGUGCAGCCCUAG